This is a messenger RNA of Brenthis ino (lesser marbled fritillary), 2289 nucleotides long. The record is from the annotation of a GenBank genome assembly. NCBI's taxonomy places the organism in Eukaryota, Metazoa, Arthropoda, Insecta, Lepidoptera, Nymphalidae.
AUGGACCGUAGGAUGCGCGUCUUUUCGGCGCUGAUAACCUUCAUGAUCACCUCAUCACCUAUUUUGUCAUUUGUCCCUGGAACCGAUGGGCCAGUAAUAGCUCAAGAGGGUUUGGAAGGCGGCAAUACUACGUUAUUCUGCGACUCGAGCACUGAUACUCUAAAUGAUGAACUUAUGCUCCUGGUUUGGUACAAAGAUGAUGUGCCAGUCUAUAGUUAUGAUGCACGAAUUAUCAGUGAAUGGUCGACUAGUUCCUUUAACACCAGCGGAAGAGUUAAAGCUAACCUGCGAAGACAACCCACACCCCUUGUGAUUAGCAAUUUGAGGGGUGAUGACCAAGCUCUUUAUCAUUGUCGCGUGGACUUCCUCCUUGCCCCCACAAGAAAUAUUGGUGUCAACUUAACAGUUAUAGUUCUACCAAGCCAACCAUUCUUCCUAGAUGAAGUUGGUAACAAGGUGGAGGGUAAAAUAGGUCCCUACCACGAAGGAGAUACUUUAGUACUGAGUUGCCUAGUGAUUGGAGGAAGACCUCCUCCUCGAAUAAGCUGGUACUCUGGUAAUGAACUAGUAGAUGCCUCAGAUGGAGCUAGCGAUAUACCCGGGGUGAGGGAGAACGAGCUAUAUCUACCUUUGACUCGAGACAACGCAGAAUCUCUUUCAUGUAGAGCAAGUAACACUCAUCUUACUCCACCAGUCGUAUCCUCACUGCAAAUUGAAAUUUUCUUGCCUGCGUAUAACGUGACUAUAAACUGGAUGCGAGGAUUGUAUGAGGACGCAUUAAGAGCGGGCAAACCAGCACUUGUGCAAUGUGUGGCGCAGGGCUCCUACCCUCCCCCCGAGCUCUCUUGGUGGCUGGACCACCGACACCUCACGCAGCAUAGCAAUCAGAGUUGGAACAAUGCAACUCGCAGAGCGGAGUCUUUCCUGGAGCUGAUACCGGCGGUAAGUGACAACGGCGCUACCCUAGCCUGCGUUGCCACCAACACAGUGAUGGCCCCGGGGCGAGACUCCAAGGCAGACGUUAUAAUAUUAAAUGUUACCUAUAGUCCAAUUGUAGAAUUAUCAAUGGUAGGAGAUGGAAGACUGAAUGAAGUGGCGGAGCUGGACAUCCUACAACUUGAGUGUGAAGUGAAAGCCAACCCACCAGUUGAAAACUUUAUAUGGUAUUUUAAUGAUAUUGAAAUACGACCUAACAGUUUAUGGGGCAGUGAUGUUACAUCGCAGUCUCUUUUAGUAGAAGAAGCUACGCGGAGACACGCUGGUCGAUACUCUUGCGCAGCUCGAAACAGUAUUGGCGAAACAAGAGCAGAUACUAUCAAUGUUACUGUAUUUUAUCCACCAGAAUGUGCAGAACAUAGCAUAACAUUAGUUAAAGAAACAUUAAGAUGCAAUGUCAAAGCUCUUCCAACACCAGACACUUACUUCUGGCAUAUACAGCCAACAGAUGAAGAUGUUCAGCAUCUUACCACUGGCUCAGCAAUUCUUCCCCUCACACAAAUAACAGGAACAUUAUCGAAGUCCUUAGAUGUUAGCUGCGAAGCGGGGAACGGUAUUGCAUCACAAGAGAAACCAUGUAAAAAGACUUUUACUUUUGAUCAAUUAAGACCACCACAGCCUCAGCAAUGUGACCUUGCGUAUGAAUACGAAGAAUUUCUUAUGAGAUGUAUUCCAGUGGAAAAUGCUACAUAUUAUGAAGUAUCUGUUUGGAGGAUGUCCACGUCGAACGCUUCGUUGCUACUAGAGCGAAGAGGGUCUAUGGGUUAUGGUAUGAGCCAGGCUCUUGCUAGAGGAGAAGGUGUACCGUGGCUAGUUAGAGGUCCUUUAGGAAGUUUGAAGAUAGGUGAUGAAGCGGGCGCGUCAGCGUGCAAUAGAUAUGGCUGCUCAACAGCCUUAUUAUUGCGACCCACAGAAAAUUUGCUACACUCUGCCGCUACGCCUUGGUGGAAGUUUCUCCUCGAGAAAGACGUGGGCAUAGCGGUAGGGGCAGUGGUGUUAGUAGCGGUGUUCCUGCUCUCCACUGUACUGGCAGUACGCCUCGCACGUCGUGCCCGCUUAAAGCCGGCUCCUGUGAUACAAGUACUGCAGUUAGAUGACGUCGCGCGAGACUAUUUAGAAUCUAUCGGAGAUCAUAAAGUUCAUGCCUCGUGCAGCCUCCGGUCAUGCAGCAGUGGGUAUUCCGAUGGGUCUGCAGAGACCGCUCCAACCGUAGACAGAAGGAGGAAACCACGUUUCUGGGAUUGGGAUCCACCACCCGACGUCACUCUCAAUGUACACAGAGAGAGCGCCGUG